Aspergillus fijiensis CBS 313.89 is the source of this 950-nucleotide messenger RNA. RefSeq lists its product as uncharacterized. The transcript has 2 exons. Bases 143 to 724 code for a protein of 193 amino acids. The record is from RefSeq and is a predicted model, not a curated record. NCBI's taxonomy places the organism in Eukaryota, Fungi, Ascomycota, Eurotiomycetes, Eurotiales, Aspergillaceae.
AAGAGUGACGCCGGUUGAAUUCGUUGCGGAAAGAGGUUGUCGCGACUCGGGACUCUUGACGCAAACUAUGAUGCGAUAAAGCCUGGGCCCACUGCUCCGUUGUCAAGAGCCAAGAGGGAUUUUGGUCCCUGACGGUCAGUGAAUGGUCAAGUCUGCAAUCGCUAUCUAUGACGGACGAGACAAUGGUAUGCCAAUCGACGCGGUGAGUCAAAAAGAAUGCUCGAACCAGAUCAUCGGAGGAGUGAUUUGCAGAACCACAUCGAGUGAUCACAUCAUCCGAGCCAGAAAAGUCAAUCAGGUGGGCCGGAAUACAAGAACAAAUUCAACUUGGCGGCCCACUUGCGAUUUGUGGCUUCGGGAUGUUGCAAACCACAAAUCAGGAUCACUGAAAAAUCCUCCCGAAGGUGAACUUUUAAGAUCUCGUUCUCGCCUUGCACUCUUCCGCAACCUGAUACGAAAUCAUCAUGAUUCCCCGUUCGCUGUGAUGAACUCCGUAGAGGUAGACUACACAGUUCUCAUCGGCAUUUACAGCCGUAAGGCUUGGUUUUCAAGGGGCAUUUCGUCUUGCACCCACACAAUCCCAGCACGUGCUCGACACAGGCACGUAAGCUCCGCGCCUGGAUUGGGUAAGGAUCAUUCGAAGAUGAAGCGUCGUCCAUGCCAGUUUAUCGCCACAGCCGGGCGACCGAAAAGUUCUGAUCGUGCAGUUACCAAUUCAGUCUAGACGAGGCACGGGCCCAAAGACUCAGGACUCAGGAGCGAAGAGUCAGACAAGGCACGGAAUGCCGUGCUCCGUUAAGAUCCAGGGGCCCAUAGGCCUUUUUCGGCUUGCCGAGUCCUCUGGCCUGCGGCCCAGCCCUGUCCUGUCCGGUGUCCCCUUUCGGCAUAGACCUGCCAUCAUAUCACUGUCAGUGAGCGAAAUCCGAAUGGACCAAUCGACUUAUCAUGAA